This is a messenger RNA of Syzygium oleosum, 694 nucleotides long. RefSeq names its product heavy metal-associated isoprenylated plant protein 21-like. NCBI's taxonomy places the organism in Eukaryota, Viridiplantae, Streptophyta, Magnoliopsida, Myrtales, Myrtaceae. Gene Ontology annotation, molecular function: metal ion binding. The coding region runs from base 141 to 581 and encodes 146 amino acids. The transcript has 3 exons. The record is from RefSeq and is a predicted model, not a curated record.
UAACUUGGUUUUCGUGUCCUUGCGGACUUCUUAACUUCGCUCUCUCUCUCUCUCUCUCUCUCUCUCUCUCUCUCUCUCUGCGUUUAUUUGUGCCCGGAGUUUGCACCGUGUGAUUGCAUAAACUAGAAGGGGAGAAGAAGAUGGGGGCUCUUGAUUUUUUAUCAGAUUUUUGCACCAUUUCUACCACAAGAAAGAAGCGCAAGCCGAUGCAGACGGUUGAAAUCAAGGUGAAAAUGGACUGCGAUGGCUGCGAGAGGAGAGUGAAAAGCGCUGUUUCGUCCAUGAAAGGAGUGAAAUCGGUGGAGGUGACCAGGAAGCAAAGCCGGGUGACGGUUCGGGGGCAUGUGGAGCCAAGCAAGGUCUUGAAGAGGGUGAAGAGCACGGGAAAGAAGGCGGAGCUAUGGCCCUACAUCCCUUACAACUUGGUGGCCUACCCAUACGUGGCUCAGGCUUAUGACAAGAAGGCGCCCGCUGGUUACGUCAAGAACGUGGCCCAAGCCCUACCCAACCCAAACGCCACCGACGAGCGGUUAGUCACGCUCUUCAGCGACGAGAACCCCAAUGCCUGUUCCAUCAUGUGAUGGUGAUAUAUCAGCACCCUAUAGUUCCACGGCGAGGAGUUCUUGUCACAUGAGAAAGAAUAUUGUGAAUCGCGCACAUUAACAAUACAGUUCAAUACAGUUUGUCUUGCAAA